AGAAAGAAUAUCAAAUAUGGUGACUCAAGAUUUCUCCCUCUCUAAAACCCUAAACCCUCCGUUCUCUCUUCUCCACUGCUCAUCUCUUUCUCGAUUCUCCAACCCUCUCCGAAAGACUCUCACUUUCCGACCUCGGAAUGUCCCAAAACCCUUCCAAAUUAUUUCCCACUCCAAAACCCAUCUCCCCAUCCCCACAUUUCCACUCCAAAAUCUCGCGGCGAGAAGCAGAGAUGUCCGCUCUUUCGCUGGCCGGAGCAAGAAAAAGGCAGGCGGAGGUGGCUCAUCCGGCGGUCGUAUCGAGGGCAACGCUGAGUUCCGCCGGGAGGUGAAGCGUAAUGCUCGUCGGAGAAACAAGAAGAUGGCCGAGUCUCUCUUCUACCGCCUGAAAAACCCGAACCGGAAUCACCCCGAUAAUUUCACCGAAGAUGAGCUCCAAGAAAUCGGACUCGGGUACGACCGAUUAGUUCGGUUCAUGGAGAAGGACGACCCCAAUUUGCGCCACCCUCAUGACUGGUACAAGUACGGCCAAUUCGGGCCCUACUCGUGGCGCGGGGUGGUGCUCGGCGACCCAGUUCGAGGGCGGUUCUCUGACGAGCGAGUGGCAAUGAUCAGCGAGGUAAGGGAUGCCGAGGAGUGGGAGAGGAUCGAGCAAUUCGAAAUGGGUCAGAAGUUUGGGAAAAGAUUGGAACAAAUGGAUAGGACUAAGUUGAAGUAUUUCUGGAUUUUUGUUAGGCACCCAAGAUGGAGGCUAUCAGAGUUGGCAUGGCAGCAGUGGACAUUGGUAUGUGAAGUGGUUGUUGAAGCUGGAGAUCAGAGGUUGGAUAAGUGGAGUUUGAUGGGUAGGCUGGGGAACAUGACUAGGUCAAUGAUAACCAAAUGUGCAGCUUGGAUGAGACCUGAUAUAAUCUAUGUUAAGAGGCCUGUUUAUCAAUGUAGGUUUGAGCCUCAAGACAAUUUCUUUAGGGUUCUUAUGCCGUAUCUCGAUCCGAAAACGGAGAUGGAUUGCUUGUUUGAGUUGGAGAAAGAUGAUGGGAGUGUUGAAUUGUGUACCUACUAUGGUGGGCUUUGUAAGAUUUUGAAGGUGAGCCAAAAGGCUGCCUAUGUUGAUGAUGUGGUUAAGGCUUAUGAGAAGUUGAGUGAUGAGAAGAAGUCAAAAUGUUUGGAGUUUCUGCUGAAGAAUCAUCCAAUGCAGUUGUUGCAUCCUUACACAAAGGAGUGGAAAGCCAAGUUGGAGGAGAUGGAAUUGGGUUGUGAUGCACCGGAUGAUGAGAGUGAUAUGCGUGUGCCCGAUGAUCUGGGUCAGAAUGAGAUUGUGGAUUGGAUUGAGGAAGAAGAUGAAAUUGGUGGUGAUGAUGAGGAUGACAAUGUAGUGAUGGAUAUGGAAGAUGGUGAAGAAGAAGGAGAAGAAGAUGACAUUGGUGGAGAAGAAGAAGAAGAUGAUAAGUAUUGGGAGGAGGAGUUCAAAAAGGCAUUGGAAAGCUCGGAAGGCAUGGAGAAGCUAGUGAGGAGGAGUGUGGAAUUGUCUAAUGAGCGUUAUAAAGAGCAUUUAGGUGCAAUGGAUAUGGAGGGUGCAGUAGAAGAUGGAGAUGUAGAUGGAGAUGAAGAUGUGAUGAGGGGUAAGAGGGCUAAAGUGAGUCCUGAGGAAUGGAAGAUUGUGGGAAUUGGUCCAUGGAGGAAAAGAAUCAAGAAAAGCAGAAUCCCUCCUGAACUGUUUCUUAGAGCAGCAGUUAGACCUUUCACUUACAGAAAUCUAGUAAAGGAGAUUGUUUUGACCAGGCAUGCAAUUUUGGAUGGUGAUAUUAGUGCCAAUGAUAAAAUACUGUAAGAUAAAGAUUUAUGUAGAGUGGUGUUAUCAUUGUAUCAUAUCAUUCAAUCUCAUUCUUCAUUCAUAUAAUGAAAUGAAUUUGCUUAGUUUCAUAUCAGAAAAAAUUGCCUCUUAUUACAUUCUUUGAUGAGGAAUGGUUAGAUGUGCGUUUAUAGUUUUUAUUGCAUGGUCAUCAGAAUUAAGUUUCCUCCCAUUAGCAUCUGUUCUUGUAAUGGUCAACUUUAAGAAAAUACAAAGGUUUUUCUUUAUCUUAA
Humulus lupulus (European hop) is the source of this 2079-nucleotide messenger RNA. RefSeq lists its product as uncharacterized. The coding region runs from base 17 to 1825 and encodes 602 amino acids. The transcript has a single exon. The record is from RefSeq and is a predicted model, not a curated record. Lineage: Eukaryota; Viridiplantae; Streptophyta; Magnoliopsida; Rosales; Cannabaceae.